GUGUCUGCGCGCGAGGAGGUGGAGGAGGAGGAGGAUCCUGCGUCGCGCGAAUGUUUAACUGGAGGCGCGCGGGGUUUCCGCCGCUUCUGAGCAAAGAGAGAGAGAGAGAGAGAAAGAGAGAGAGAGCGGAGAGGAGAGAGCAGCUCUAGAAGCAGCAGCAGCAGUGAGUAUUAAGUAGUAGCAGGAGGUCGCGCGCUGCAGACGGAGCUGCGCCCGGGGAGUACGCGAGGCUGGACGUGAGCGGGACGAGCCGCUGGUGUUUUAAGGGCGCGCGGCUGUGGAUGUCCGGGGAUAUUUCGCUGGCGGAACCGGAGAGACCCGCGAGCGCUGAACGAUGGAUGAGCGCGCUCUGAAGCAGAGCUCCGUUUACCGAGACUGAGCGCUCCGGCCGCUCGAGCCCGACUGGAUUUUAACCUCAACCGUUUCUUCUGGAGAAAAAAAAGUGUUUUUCGUCGUUUCUUUCUUUUUUUAAACUCUAUCUUUCUUUUGGUUUCCACGUUUUAUCAGUGCGGACUGAUGGCCGUGUGUCCGCCCCCCAAAGCCCCCCGCUGGGUUUUGUUCGUGUUGUUAGUGCUGCACGCGCCGCGGAGGAUCUCACCUCUGAUUACAGGUACUGAGGCGAGCUGUGAUAAUGAAGGAGAGGUGCUGCACAUCCCCAACAUCACAGACAACCCCUGCAUCUCCUGCGUGUGUCUGGAUGGAAAAGCAGACUGCAAGCAGGAGAAGUGCCCCCUAGUGGCAGAAGACUGCGCUCUGGUGGUUAAACAGACAGGAGCCUGCUGUGAAAGAUGCAAAGGUUGUCAGCUGGAAGGGAAGGCCUAUAAUAGCUCAUAUUCCUGGACUACUCCCACCAAGCCAUGCAUCACACGUCGGUGUCAGGAAGGUGUAAUCACUGAGGCAGAAAUGCAAUGUGUGGUUCCCUGCAAAAAUCCUAAGAUCCACCCCAAGAAGUGCUGCCCAUCGUGUCCAGGCUGUAUAUUUGAAGGACGUCUGUAUAAGGAGAGAGAGGAGUUUCACCCUGAAGGGAAACCCUGCAUCAAAUGCAUGUGCACUGGAGGUCGAACGAUGUGUCAUAGGGAAGUGUGUCCUGUUCUUUCUUGCCCAUCUCACCUGAGCCAUACACCUCCAGGCCAGUGCUGCCCCAGGUGUCAAGGUCAGAGGAAGGUGUUUGACCUCUCUCUGGGCAGCUGCUUGUUCCACAGUGAGGUCUAUGAGAACGGCACAUCCUUCAGCUUUGAUAACUGCACAGCGUGCACUUGCCUGAACUCCACAGUGGUGUGCAGAAAGCGCUGUUCUCCAUCUGGAAGCUGCCAAGGUGCCACCUGCUGCCCGGAGUGUCUCUCCUACCUGAAGACGGAGGAUGUGAAGUACUGCAGAGUCAAGAACAAAAUCUACAGGGAUGGAGAUAGGUGGUCAUCUGUGAACUGCACACUGUGUUCCUGUGUGAAGGGUAACACUGAGUGUCAGCCCAAGCAGUGUGUGCCGGUCACCAGCUGCCCCCCGAAUAAGAUACUGAACCGGACUGGCUGCUGUCCUGUUUGCACUGAAAAACCAGGCGUGUGCACAGUUUUCGGCGACCCCCACUACAACACAUUCGACGGGCGCACGUUCAACUUCCAGGGCACGUGUGAAUAUGUGCUGACAAAGGACUGCUCAGCAGCAGACAGCUUCACAGUGCUGGUGAAAAAUGAUGCAAGACGCACCCGCUCCUUUUCCUGGACCAAGUCGGUGGAGCUACGCAUGGCGGGACUCACAAUCAGCCUGCACCAACACCUGACUGUCCGGCAAAACGGCACACGCAUCGCCCUGCCUUUCCACAGCACUGGUGUCCACAUUGACCUGGACGGAUACCUGCUCAAACUCACCACCAUCGCAGGCCUGGAGAUCACAUGGGAUGGCGACAGUCUGGUGGAGGUGGUGGCUGCACCCCACCUGAAGGGACGGCUCUGCGGCCUCUGCGGGAACUACAACGGACACAAGCGGGACGACACAAUGGGGGGCGAUGGCCAGUUCAAGUUUGACGUGGACGAGUUUGCUGAGUCCUGGCGAGUGGACGGUAACGAGGUGUGUGAACAGCCUCCCCGCAGGCCUGUGUCCUACCUUUGUCCUGCAUCCGUCAAAGUGAAGCUCCGGGCCCACCGUGCUUGCCACAAACUAAAAUCCUGGGAGUUCCAAAAGUGCCACGCUGUGGUGGACUUCACCUCCUUCUAUAGGUCAUGUGUAACGGACAUGUGCGAGUGCCCAGUGCAUAAGAACUGUUACUGUGAGUCCUUCAUCGCCUACAGUCGUGCCUGUGAGAGGGAGGGAGCACCUGUGCUUUGGAAACCAGAACAGUCCUGCAUGACCACCCAAUGUAAACACGGUGCCGUCUAUGACACAUGUGGUCCCGGUUGCACCAAAACCUGUGACAACUGGAAUGAGAUCGGCCCAUGCCUCAAACCCUGUGUGGCCGGCUGCCACUGUCCAGCUAAUCUGGUGCUACUCCAGGGUCACUGCAUCAAGCCCACGUCCUGCCCAGGCCGGUGACCCCUGUGACCCUGCUGAGGGCACUGUAGACCAAAGACUAAUGCUAGAAUGGCUGAACGCUCAUGCCUGAGACUUGGGGGGGGGGUUAAGGUGUGUGGGGUGAACCUCCCACGCAUGACCUGAUGUUACAGCUCAGUCAGGGCGGUGGGACAGAAAACCAUGGCCUUUGAUCUCCACCUCACUCUACACAGACUGAGUCGCAGGGCCCUCAGUGCAUUCCUUGGAAUACUUGUCAGAGGGAACUACUCAUGUCACCUCUAGUCUGCAUGUGAGAGACAUCGUGAGCAGCUGUCGCCGUGGAUCGAGGAGUGGUAGUGUUAACUGGCCUCUGAACAACACAGAACCUCAACAUACAGGGAAGAUGUCAGCUGUACACUGAACUCUGACAAUAAGGGGUGCUUAUAAACCAACAGGGAUCAUUAAACCAACUUGGAAUGAAAAGAGGAAUCAUAAAAAUGCUAAUUUUAUUCACAAUGACUUAAAGGGAACUAUUUAUGUAUUUGUUGUGUAUUUAGAUUUUGUUAUAUUGUUUAUGCUGUGCACAAAGAUGUGACUUGGCUGUUAAGAGCUCAUAGGGAAAUGUACUGUAUUCUUGAAAGCUCAGUGUAUUUUAUUUUUUUGUGUGUGCUUUUGCACAUGCUAGUUUGAGUGUGUGGCUGUGUGUAUGUAAGUAUGAGUGUGUGUGUGUGUGUGUGUGUGUGUGUGUGUGGUGAACUUCCUGUAAAUUUUACUUGGCUGGAAAGCAGUUAUUUAUGAACAGCAUUAAGGACCUGUAUCCUCUCAAAGAACCAAGCUGCAAGAGUGGCAUGAGCCAAGGACUUCAUUCAGGUUCUGUCACAGCGCAGAGGGGCAAAAGGUUAGCAUUUGCCCCUAUGGUGGCAAAAAGAACAAAUUGCCAAAUCCUCAUAUUGGCUUCCCUUAUUUAAAAUGUGGCACAAUUAACUUGGUACCUGAUUGUUGAUGAGAUGAAAUGGCAUAAACAAUAAAACAAGUAUUCACUUUAAAUGAAUGACCACUUUAAAUGACUGAUCUGAAACACUCUUCUCUGUUUUAAUGACAUCUUCUGGAAACUGGGGCUACCCCUUAAACUCACUGUUAAAAGAGGAAAAAGUAAAAUAGCCUAUAGGCAUAAAAUGACAAUGACAGAAACUGCCAUCUACCACAGGAAUACAUUUUGAAAGAGAUAAGAUUUGAAGUGUGCAGUAGGCAGAUAUAACCCAUUCCUAAGAAAAU
Molecule: messenger RNA, 3759 nt
Organism: Colossoma macropomum (tambaqui)
Lineage: Eukaryota; Metazoa; Chordata; Actinopteri; Characiformes; Serrasalmidae
Gene: bmper
Product: BMP binding endothelial regulator
Exons: 14
Coding region: 517-2526 (669 amino acids)
Molecular function (GO): protein binding
Source: RefSeq, a predicted model, not a curated record